This is a messenger RNA of Lynx canadensis (Canada lynx), 725 nucleotides long. RefSeq names its product serine/Arginine-related protein 53-like. NCBI's taxonomy places the organism in Eukaryota, Metazoa, Chordata, Mammalia, Carnivora, Felidae. Gene Ontology annotation, cellular component: cytoplasm; nucleus. Gene Ontology annotation, biological process: alternative mRNA splicing, via spliceosome. The transcript has 3 exons. The record is from RefSeq and is a predicted model, not a curated record. The annotation marks the transcript as partial.
UUCAUCCAGGUAAAUUCCAGAAGUCAUAAAAUUACUUCACAGAAAGAAAGAACCUUGCUUAGAAUAGUGUUGUUAACAAGCUUACACACAAAACACACUGACAUUAUACCCCCCCCCCUUUUUUUAGACCAAGCCACCCUGGUAGAACAAGUAAAAAGAGUAAAAGAAAUUGAAGCCAUUGAAAGUGAUUCUUUUGUUCAGCAGACAUUCAGAUCAAGUAAAGAAGUCAAAAAGUCGGUGGAACCUGGUGACGUGAAGCACACAACUGCAGCAUCAGGACCAGCAUCAGUAGUUGCUGGUCCACCCAGUACUGAAAAAGAAAUAGACCCUAGCAGCAUCCCCACUACCAUCAAGUACCAAGAUGACAAUUCUCUGGCCCAUCCAAAUCUAUUUAUUGAGAAAGCUGAUGCUGAGGAAAAGUGGUUCAAGAGAUUAAUUGCUCUCCGACAAGAAAGGCUAAUGGGCAGUCCUGUGGCCUAAGUGAAAUACAUAUGGUUGAAUUGACAGUAACAUUGGAAAUUUAGGUUUUAAAAUCCCAGUAUUAACGUUUUACUCUUAAAAAGCAGUUAGCUGAUUAUAUUAAAAGGUAAUACCAUUUCAUUUUUUUCUCACAUAGGGUUGAAUAUUUGUUGAUUUGAACUUAAACAUUGUGAAUAUUAAAACUAGUGUGAAAUUUAACAAUGCAUGAAAAUGUCAUACUGUUAAUAAAGCUAAUCUUAAAAAUA